Apaloderma vittatum (bar-tailed trogon) is the source of this 1793-nucleotide messenger RNA. It is a transcript of the gene PPWD1, whose product is annotated as peptidylprolyl isomerase domain and WD repeat containing 1. The record is from RefSeq and is a predicted model, not a curated record. The coding region runs from base 70 to 1767 and encodes 565 amino acids. Gene Ontology annotation, biological process: protein peptidyl-prolyl isomerization. The transcript is spliced from 11 exons. Gene Ontology annotation, molecular function: peptidyl-prolyl cis-trans isomerase activity; protein binding. Lineage: Eukaryota; Metazoa; Chordata; Aves; Trogoniformes; Trogonidae.
GGGCUGGUAAACAAUAGACUAGUUCUGGAAUUUGAACAUGUGUAUCUUGAAAAUCUACCGUGUGCUUUGAUGUACGAACGCAGUUACAUGCACAGAGAUGUCAUUACACAUGUAGCAUGUACUAAGACGGAUUUUAUCAUAACAGCCAGUCAUGAUGGCCAUGUAAAAUUUUGGAAAAAAAUAGAAGAAGGGAUUGAGUUUGUUAAACACUUUCGGAGUCACCUAGGAGUUAUCGAGAGUAUUGCUGUUAGUUCAGAGGGAGCAUUAUUUUGUUCAGUUGGAGAUGACAAAGCAAUGAAAGUGUUUGACGUAGUCAACUUUGAUAUGAUCAACAUGCUGAAACUUGGGUACUACCCUGGCCAGUGUGAGUGGGUGUAUUGCCCUGGAGAUGCCAUAUCUUCUGUUGCAACAUCUGAGAAGAGCUCAGGAAAAAUAUUCAUAUAUGAUGGACGAGGAAAUAACCAGCCACUUCAUGUUUUUGAUAAACUCCAUACAUCCUCUCUUACUCAGAUACGGUUGAACCCUGUCUACAAAGUAGUAGUGUCUUCUGACAAAUCUGGAAUGAUUGAAUACUGGACUGGUACUCCUCAUGAAUAUAAAUUUCCCAAAAACGUGAACUGGGAAUAUAAAACAGAUACUGAUCUAUAUGAGUUUGCUAAAUGCAAGGCUUACCCAUCCAGUAUAAGUUUUUCACCUGAUGGCAAGAAAAUGGCCACUCUUGGGUCUGACAGAAAAGUGAGAAUUUUCCGGUUUUUGACAGGGAAGCUUAUGAGAGUCUUUGAUGAAUCUCUGAGUAUGUUUACUGAACUUCAGCAGAUGAGACAGCAACUACCAGACAUGGAGUUUGGCCGACGUAUGGCAGUUGAGCGUGAGCUAGAGAAAGUGGAUGCAGUGAGAUUGAUUAAUAUAAUUUUUGAUGAAACUGGACACUUUGUUCUCUACGGAACAAUGUUGGGCAUUAAAGUCAUAAAUGUGGAAACUAACAGGUGUAUUCGUAUCUUGGGAAAACAAGAGAACAUCAGAGUGAUGCAACUAGCUUUGUUCCAAGGAGUAGCAAAGAAACACCGUGCCGCAAUCACUAUUGAGAUGAAGGCAUCUGAAAAUCCUGUUCUCCAGAAUAUCCAGGCAGAUCCAACAGUAAUCUGCACAGCUUUUAAAAAAAAUAGGUUUUACAUGUUUACUAAACGUGAACCAGAAGAUACAAAGAGUGCAGAUUCUGACAGAGAUGUAUUUAAUGAGAAGCCUUCCAAAGAAGAGGUCAUGGCAGCCACUCAGGCAGAAGGUCCCAAAAGAGUUUCAGACAGUGCAAUCAUCCACACAAGCAUGGGAGAUAUUCAUAUCAAGCUUUUUCCUGUUGAGUGCCCCAAGACAGUGGAAAACUUCUGUGUGCACAGCAGAAAUGGUUAUUACAAUGGACACAUAUUUCAUCGUAUCAUCAAGGGUUUCAUGAUUCAGACUGGUGACCCAACUGGUACAGGAAUGGGAGGUGAAAGUAUUUGGGGAGGAGAAUUUGAAGAUGAGUUUCAUUCAACUUUACGACAUGAUAGACCAUAUACACUCAGCAUGGCUAAUGCAGGACCAAAUACCAAUGGAUCCCAGUUUUUUAUAACAGUAGUGCCAACUCCAUGGCUAGACAACAAGCACAGUGUCUUUGGACGGGUGACUAAAGGAAUGGAAGUUGUUCAGAGAAUCUCAAAUGUAAAAGUCAAUCCCAAAACUGACAAACCUUAUGAGGAUAUCAGCAUCAUUAACAUCACUGUGAAGUAAGUGAAGAGUUGAAGAUUCCAGAUUAA